Messenger RNA from Colias croceus (clouded yellow), 1492 nucleotides. RefSeq lists its product as uncharacterized. Bases 45 to 1340 code for a protein of 431 amino acids. The record is from RefSeq and is a predicted model, not a curated record. The transcript has 9 exons. Lineage: Eukaryota; Metazoa; Arthropoda; Insecta; Lepidoptera; Pieridae.
UUGACACUUAAUUUGAUUGGAAAUGAAAAUUUAACUACAAAGAAAUGACUAAUAAGGAUGUUGAAAAAGAUUUGCAUUGCGAUCCACGCAUGGCUACAUUGUUAGCGGUCCAUCUAGUAAGUCAGGUCCUUGAUGAGGCCUAUGUUAUUGCCAACGCUGCUCAUGAUUCUGGUCAGCCGUGGCAAUAUGUAUCAGGCUUGAAGAAGAUAAAAAAUUAUAGUCUAAAUGAGACGUAUGAAAAAGAACAAAAGUUGGAACCUGUUUUUGGUGGCAAUAAAGAAGAAAAUCAAAAUAAAUUGCAUAAAACUCCGAGUAAAAUUGCGACUUCUACGCCGCAAAAAGCUUUAGGUAAUCCCGCAAAUGUCAACGACCAUUCUCUUAUAGGCCAAGGGGAUGAAGAAUUUACAGGUGAUACAGAUGAAUCAAAAUCGACAUCAUUGUUCAUCACAAAUCUUUUUGACAUGAGCGAUGUUGAGCGAGAUAUGAGUUUCAGUGAGCCAGUUCUAAUGCAAAACAAACUGGAAUCACACGAUGUAAUUAUAAAUGCGAUGAAGAAAAUGAUGGAUCACUUUGUAGAAUCCGCUUUAAAUUAUGCGUCUGGCCAAGAACUUUCUAUAAAUGAUGAUAGAGCGAAGUCGUCCAUGGAAACUACAACAUCCAGUUAUUCCUUUUUGACUGAUGCAGCCGCUGAUGAAGAUGAGGAAGGAGAGUUACUUUUACGUGAUAUAGAAGUUCAUCAAACCGAUAGCAAUGACUUACAGCAGGACAUUACCAACGACAAAACAACAAAUAAACAUGACAUAGCUUCUUAUGAAAAAGCCUACUUAACAUUAAAUCGAGAUUACGAACAAUACUCUGAUGAUGAAGAACCCGUUCUUCAAGAUCCUAAAGGACUAUCAAUGCACGAAAUUGAGCUUAUGGCUGGGGGCUCUGCUGGCGAUAAUUGUCCACAAGAAAAAGAAACGAAAAACAAGGAAUUAGCUGCGAUAUCGGGAGUAUCCAGCUCUGGCCUUGGCUCUAAGAAAAGCAGCUUAGUCCGCCGCUGUCGCUCUCAAGGAGCGAGGCUAUUGUCUUGCCUGCGAGGGUGGUGGUGGAGGCGCAAGUUGCACGGCAAACGCAGGGAUUCUCGAAUGCAAGGAUCAAUUCGGGGGAUUUGUCCUCUAUCGCCUGAUACACGACGUCGAGCAGCUAGUCUACUUGAUCAACGUCAUCUAAGGACACCCUCUCCAUCAAGAUCCGUAGUUUGGAAGUUCAACACCGUCAAUGAGGCUCUAGUUCAUUCCGCCCAAUGGAAAGAAUUUUCAUCGAAAAUGGAUUUUGAUGAAAACGAAAACUCUUAAAAUUACAUUUUAUGUUUGGUUACUCUUAUUUAACGUUUAUUACGUUAUAUUACGUUUUUUGCAAUAAAAAAUAUAGUUCAAUAUUUUUAUUUUUUCCUUGCGGUGUUGUUUCCGCAUAGACAACAUAUUAAUUAGCAUAAAUAAAUAAAGAA